AUGACCGAUAGGAGAACACAAGAAGGAAGAGCCGUAAAGCCUAAACAAGUGGGAGAUAGGGAGAGACGAGACAAGACGGGAGGGAAAGGGCCCGACCAGGAGGAGGAAGCCGAGGACGAACCCUCCCUACGAGAGAAAAAGGAUAACCGUAACUCUUCGAGGAAAGGAGGCCACCCGUCGAAACCAAUUCAAGAUCAGAACUGA
Plasmodium inui San Antonio 1 is the source of this 204-nucleotide messenger RNA. RefSeq lists its product as hypothetical. NCBI's taxonomy places the organism in Eukaryota, Apicomplexa, Aconoidasida, Haemosporida, Plasmodiidae. The transcript has a single exon. Bases 1 to 204 code for a protein of 67 amino acids. The record is from RefSeq and is a predicted model, not a curated record.